AUGACAAAAGCCAAUUGCCACCCAGCGACAAGAUUAUCCGCCGACAGCCACUACAAACAUUUGCUAAGGUUCAAGAGAGCUGAAGAUUACUACCACUUCCACCGGCCCAUGAAAGUAAGAUAUGGAUAUGCAGGCAUUUGGAAACACACAUUGUUUCAUUAUACACAAUACACCGUUGAACCUAAAACCCCGUUUGCAGCGAUUCAACUAGUCUAUACAAAAGAAGAACCGUUUCAUGUGUUCAACAUUAAUGAACACACAUUCGCUUAUCUCUAUGAUCGUGACAAUACUAACAACGAUGAUGUGUGUCGAUGGUCAUUAACAAUCAGCCGGUAG
Clunio marinus is the source of this 336-nucleotide messenger RNA. NCBI's taxonomy places the organism in Eukaryota, Metazoa, Arthropoda, Insecta, Diptera, Chironomidae. The record is from the annotation of a GenBank genome assembly.